AUGCUUGUCUCCGCAGUGAACCCGUGCUGCUACUUGCCCUGUCAACACUGGGGCGUGUGUGUAAGAUACACAGAUGACCGCUACGAGUGUGACUGCACCCGCACCGGCUACCAUGGGGAGAACUGCACUGUCCCGGAGUUCUGGACUCGAGUGCGUACCCUCCUGAAGCCCGGGCCGAACACGGUGCAUUUCAUCCUCACGCACUUCCACUGGCUCUGGGACGUGAUCAACAACACUUUUCUGCAGGACGUUUUGAUGCGGCUUGUCCUGACAGUGAGGUCCAACUUAAUCCCGAGUCCUCCAACAUACAACUCAAAAUACAGUUACCUGAGCUGGGAGUCCUACUACAAUCUAAGCUACUACACUCGAAUUCUUCCGCCAGUACCAGAAGACUGUCCUACACCUCUGGGUGUCAAAGGCAAAGCUGGGCUACCCGACCCUGAGCUCCUAGUGGAGAAGCUCCUGAAGAGAAGAACCUUCAGGCCCGAUCCGCAGGGAUCCAACAUCAUGUUUGCUUUCUUCGCACAGCACUUUACCCACCAGUUCUUCAAGACCUACAACCGCAUGGGCGUGGGCUUUACCAAAGCCUUAGCUCACGGGGUAGAUGCAGGACACAUUUACGGAGAUAACCUGGAGCGGCAACUUAAGCUGCGACUUUUAAAAGAUGGGAAACUCAAGUAUCAGUUGAUUGAUGGAGAGAUGUACCCUCCCUCUGUAGCUGAAGCACCCGUCAAGAUGAGUUACCCCCCAAGCGUGGCCCCCGAGGAUCAGUUUGCUAUCGGGCAGGAAGUGUUCGGACUCCUGCCAGGCUUGGGAUUGUACGCCACUUUGUGGUUGAGAGAGCACAACCGAGUGUGUGACAUCUUGAAAGCAGAGCAUUCUACCUGGGAUGACGAGCAACUCUUCCAGACGGCGCGGCUUAUCAUCAUUGGUGAGACCAUUAAAAUAGUGAUUGAAGAGUAUGUGCAGCACCUCAGCGGCUAUCUUCUUCAGCUGAAGUUCGACCCCACCCUGCUCUUUCACGCCCAAUUCCAAUACGCGAACCGCAUCGCCCUGGAGUUCAGCCAGCUCUAUCACUGGCACCCCUUGAUGCCCGACAGCUUUCAUAUCAAUGGGGACGAAAUCACCUACCAGCAGUUCCUUUUUAACACAUCAGUGCUCACACACUAUGGUGUGCACAAGCUGGUGGACGCCUUUUCCCGUCAAGUGGCUGGCCAGGUCGGCGGGGGCCAUAACAUGAACCCUGUGGUGACACCCGUAGCCGUGAGAACCAUCAGGGAGUCGCGGCAGCUUCGCAUGCAGCCUUUUAACGAGUACAGGAAACGCUUUAACCUCAAGCCGUACACUUCCUUCAGAGAGUUCACAGAUAACGAAGAAAUAGCGCUCGCUCUGGAGGAGUUCUACGGCGAUAUUGAUGCGCUUGAAUUUUACCCCGGCAUGCUGCUAGAGAAGACCCGACCGGGGAGUAUAUUUGGAGAGAGCAUGGUGGAGAUGGGUGCGCCGUUCUCUCUCAAAGGCCUCCUAGGCAACCCCAUCUGCUCCCCCGAGUACUGGAAACCUAGCACUUUCGGGGGCAGCGUGGGUUUCAACAUCGUCAACUCGGCCACGCUGAAGAACUUGGUGUGCCUCAACUCCAGGACGUGUCCCUAUGUGGCAUUCCGAGUGCCGCAAGUGGAGCAAAUUGUCAGGACGGAUGAGCUGUGA
Messenger RNA from Nerophis lumbriciformis (worm pipefish), 1704 nucleotides. Lineage: Eukaryota; Metazoa; Chordata; Actinopteri; Syngnathiformes; Syngnathidae. The record is from RefSeq and is a predicted model, not a curated record.